GCCGGGCAGAGGCGGUGCCGCUCCGCCCGCGCUGCCCUGCCCAUCCCAGGACAUCCCAGCCCUGCCCAUCCCGGGAUAUCCUAGCCCUGCGCGUUGCUGCAUGCGGGAGCAGCGAGAGAGCCUCGCCGGCCCGCUCGUCCAGCAUGUCCGCUCGCUGUUGCGCCGGCCAGUUGGCCUGCUGCUGUGGUACUGCUGCUUGUUCCUUGUGCUGCAAAUGCUGCCCCAAGAUAAAACAGUCAACCAGCACCCGCUUCAUGUACGCACUUUACUUCAUCCUGGUGACCAUCAUCUGCUGUGUCAUGAUGUCUACAACAGUAGCUAACGAAAUGAAAACUCACAUUCCCUUCUACACGCAGAUGUGCAAGGGUAUUCAGGCGGGUGAGAUGUGUGAGAAGUUGGUGGGGUACUCUGCAGUGUACAAAGUCUGUUUUGGGAUGGCCUGUUUCUUCUUUUUAUUCUUCUUGUUUACCAUCAAAAUUAACAACAGCAAAAGCUGCCGAGCAUACAUUCAUAAUGGAUUCUGGCUUAUUAAACUUAUAGUUCUGGCAGCAAUGUGCUCAGGAGCCUUCUUCAUUCCUGAUCAGGACACUUUUCUCAAUGCCUGGCGCUAUGUAGGAGCAACAGGAGGGUUCCUUUUCAUUGCCAUUCAGCUCAUCCUGCUGGUUGAGUUCGCCCACAAGUGGAAUAAAAAUUGGACUGCAGGUGCAAACCACAAGCAGAUGUGGAAUGGUUUGCUUGCCUUGGUGACUCUCAUCCUGUACUCCAUUGCUGUGGCAGCACUGGUCCUCAUGGCUCUUUUCUACACGCGCUCAGAGGGCUGCAUGUACAACAAGGUCCUGAUCGGAGUGAAUGGUGGCCUGUGCCUCUUUGUGUCCCUGGUGGCCAUAUCACCCUGUGUCCAGAAUCGCCAGCCCCAUUCUGGCUUGCUGCAGUCAGGAGUUAUUAGCUGCUAUGUCAUGUACCUCACUUUCUCAGCACUAUCCAGCAAACCACCAGAAACAAUCCUGGAUGAAAACAACAGGAAUAUCACAAUCUGUGUACCUGAAUUCAGUCAAGGCCUGCACAGAGAUGAAAACCUGGUUACUGGCCUGGGUACUACGAUUCUGUUUGGCUGCAUUUUAUAUUCUUGUUUGACCUCAACAACACGUGCAAGCUCAGAGGCACUGAGAGGAAUAUAUGCAACAGCUGAAACUGAAGUAGCUCGUUGCUGCUUUUGCUGUGUACCCGAUGGAGAUGCUGAUGCUGAAGAUCAUGUAGAAAAAAGAGGAGGCCAGACUGUGGUUUAUGAUGAGAAGAAGGGCACAGUGUACAGUUAUGCCUACUUCCACUUUGUUUUCUUCCUGGCUUCUCUUUAUGUUAUGAUGACAGUAACUCAUUGGUUCCAUUAUGAAAGUGCUCAGAUUGAAAAAUUCUUCACUGGAACCUGGUCUAUCUUCUGGAUUAAGAUGGUCUCCUGUUGGGUUUGUGUCUGUCUGUACUUAGGGACUCUUAUUGCUCCACUCUGUUGCCCAAACAGAGAGUUCUCAGUGUGAGCAGUCAAAAGGUCAUUUUAAGUUUUUCUCUUUUUUUUUUUUCUUUUUUAUUUGUAAUGAGGAAACUCCUAUUACCCAAUUAUCAUAAUGUACCAGUUACUACCUUUUUAGUCAGACUAAACACGAUUGAAGACUUUUUUUGCCAUUUUUUAUUAUGAACAAGCAUUGCCUAAGGGAACGAAUCUGUUUUGAAACUUUACAAUGCUUACGUGUGGUGUGUAGAAAACACAGUUGUUGCAUAAACUGGAAUAAGUGAAAAACUCUUCAAAUAACUGACAAUCCUUCUCUGGCUUCAUUGACAACAAAAGAAAAACUCAUGGUGCAGAUACCUUCUUACUUCCCAUGAAUGUUUGGUAUCUCUCAGCAAAUAUGCUUUCAUUCUUUUUUUAUACUCUUUUAUUAACUGUUUCUUUUACAGUUUGCAGUGAUGAUUUGGACUGCUGUUUUGUACAGCAUAUAAUUCUUGUAAGUAGUAUCCAGAUUUUUUUUUUUUUCCAGAAACAUAUCUAAAUACUUCUGUAGAAAUAAGAGAAUAUAUAAAAUUUGGCUGCCAAAGCAUCUACUAAAAAUUGUUUAUCAAAGUAUUAAAUAUAUUAAGUUAUUUUAUACCUAGAUUGAGAAAGGAAUUUACCAAUGAUAGUGAAGUAUUUAUUCUAUUAUUACUUUAAAGGCACCUGGAUAUUUUAUGCAAUUCAGAUUUAGCCCAGUUAAUAACUGAAGGGGAAUUCUGCACACAAACUAGACAAAAUUCAGUUUGACAAUUUUUCUUUGCCAGGUCACUCAAAAAUUGAGUGUACUGCAUGGGGAUGUAAGAUAAGGUACAUUCAAAAAUGGGGUGCUCAUUUGCUUUUCUGCCCUGCUGUUUCAGCUUGUCUUUAAAAGUCUCCCAGGUCUUCAGUUGGGUUUCCAUGACUAGUUUUAUAAUAUUUUAGAUGCAUUGAUGCAUUUAGAUGCAGAAAAGGACUAUAGUGUGUCAUAUUUUUUUCUGCUUGUGUGUUGAUUGGAAAGUAUUUUUUCUAACUGCUAUAUUUUUAUACUCCUUUGUUGAUAUUAGUUUUGCUGUUGUGGUGGGACUUAGCCAACCAAUAUAUUCACUGAGACAGAAAUUCUUUUGUAGAAUUCCUAUUCCAAGCACUGGAGUAAGCAGUCAGAAAAGCAAAACCAGAAGACACAAAUAUAACAAGCAGCUGCCUUAGUACAAAUUACUUGAUGAUAUUAAACUUCUCUUUUUUAUUAAUUUAAGCAGAUUAUUUGGUGGUAAAACAACAGCUCAAAUGCCCUAAAUGCUGAAAAAGGUUGAAAAAAUAACCCCCACAGUUAUUUACAUUCUGGUGGGAUGAAUUUAUGAUUUGAGCUAGUUCUGGUCGUUUUUAUCUUCUCUCUCUUGACAUGUAUAUUCAGAUACAUGUAUAGUGUAAAAUAUCAACCAAUUUAGCAGCUCUUUUUUAAAAAAAUAUGAUUGAGCCUUAAAUCUUCAUCCACUGCUUUCUGCAAAUCAAAGAAAAGCACAACAUGGAGGCCAUUUGCAUGGCAAAAGAUUUGCAUGCCUUAGUUUUUUUGUUGUAGUAAUUAAUGGUUAAUGCCCACCUGGUGAAUAAUCUUAAUAUAUUGGAUCUUGAUUCUGGUCUUGUUUUCAUUAUAAUUUUUAGUUGCCUUGUUGUUACGGUAUCCCAGGGCUUCUGUCCUGUUUGGAGCUUUCUAGGGAAGUGAUCUUCUCCACCCUGUUCACUCUUACCCUGAAACAAAAUCUUCACAUCUGCAGUCCUACUUAUGCCACCUUUCCCAGUGAUUAGGGCAUCAAAAUACAUGUCCUGAGAUGUGAAGAAAGGAGGAGUCUGUCCAGCAGCGACCACCUUGGUGUUCUUGUUUGCACCAAGAGUUAAAAAUAGCAGUUGAAGCUGGGUUUUGACACUGAAUUAGAAAAGCAACAAAUAGUUCUGGACAGGGAGGCAGGUUUUUCUCUUUUCCUUUGCUUCUGCUGGGAGGUUCUGAUCGUGACAAGAGCUCUGCUAGCAUGGGGACGGUCAGAACAUUCCUGCCUGCAUUUAGAGUCUUGCUACACAGAUACUUCUGCAGCCGAAAAAGGCCUUUAUUAAUGCUUUUUCAAUCCAGAAGCAUUUAUCUGUCCAGUCUCUAAGAUAAGAGCCUGUGGGCUGUGCAAUCAUUAACAGAUGCCCUGCCUAACUCACAGCAGCAAUUCUGACAGUUUUGAUCCAAUGCUGUGGCUGUGUGCUGCAAAUGAAAUAGUCCAGGCUCAUGCCUUGCCUGAUCCUAACAGGCAUGCAAGAUUGGCCUUCUAGUGCCAUAUGUGAAAUGAGAAACCAAGUUGGGUUUUUUUGUUUCUUUGUUGAAUUUUUGUUUGUUUGUUUGAUUUUUCCCUAAAUUAGCCAUUUUUUUGUAACAGAACAAUCAGAGAAAGGAGAUAGAAAUCCUUCACAGAGGAGGGCAUGCACUAUGCCAUUAUAAGGCAGGGAAAGGUUCCUGUUGUCUGGUUCUGAUAGCAGGCAUCCCUGUCACAAAUGUCGAUGAUCUUAAUACCGGUCUUGGUCCUUGGAUGUUGUUGUUUACAGAAACACUUAUUUUGUGUAGUAUUUGCAUUAGGGCUUCCUGCACCUCCUUGUGCUCUUUUUUUUACAGUUUGUGUUUAGGGAAAUAGGUUUUGCACCUAUAGAGAUUUCUCUAUAUAGAGAAAUAAGGCUCUAAAAAGAAAGUCCACAGUGAGGCAUAAGUCUGUUCUUCUUACACAGCACGCACCUCACUGAGCUGCUACUCCAUCCUUCCCUAACUACCAACUAUCGACCUUAAGUGUCUAGAUCUGCAUGUGUACACUGAGUGGGAAUAGGGCAGUGCCUGUUUACACAAAAUUGUCUUCUUUGAGCAAAUGUUUGGGGGAAAACCCCACAAAAUAAAUAACUUUGAGGGCCUGUACAUGUCCAUGGUGCCCCAGGUCCAGCUGUGGACUUCCAGGCCUUUCUAAGGAAUCAGUAACUAGUAGCACUUGGGUGUGCAAAGACUCUAGUUCCUCACCAAGACAAGUCUUCCUGCUGGCCAGGCAAAUGUUACAGCCUUAGUGUUUGCUGUAAAAUCUGUACUGUGAACUUCCAGUGCAACUACAUAACAAAAUCCUCGGCUCAGGUCAAGGAAUCAAAUUCCCAGCCCAUAGAUUCCAAACAGUUCAUACAAAUGGGCUUUAAAAAAAAAAAACAAACUUCUAAGAAGUGCCUUCAUACCUACACUGCUGUGAUAACUAUUAAUUCAGGUGGCACUAGAACUGGAAAACCUGGACUGAGCCUGUGACUGGGUGAUGCUGCCGUGUACGUUACACCGGUGUACAAGGCACAGUUAGACCCGGGGUGCACAUGGAAGACCAAAUAAUCUGUGCUUGACAAACCUUUGGGGAUAAGACUGCUUCAGGUUUUACUGUGCAGUGGAAAAUUAAGUGGGAAAACUCACAAGCAGCCUGAUGCUUUUGUAAAUAAGUGAUUUAUUUUACAUUUAAGGUGUAAACAGUUAACUUUCUCUCCCCAUACCUGGAAGUGCAGAUGACUGUCUGCUGAGGCAGUUCACAGCAUGGUGUCUAUCCUGCCUUGUACCAUGAUUGUUCAUUGAAUUUGUUCCCAGAUGUAAACAUUGCAACACUUUGGCUCCUAGUGGUUUUGGGCUGUGUGAAGUAAGGAAGGUUGCAAAGCCAGCAAUACCAGAGAAUAUGUCCUGUACUAAAUUUGCUCUAUUUAAAUUUGAUGGACUAAUGCUAUCUUUAAUUGACUCUUGGAGGAACAGACAGUAUUGAAGAAGUCCUGCUGUGAAGGUGAAACGAUUUUAUUGGCUUUUUUAUACUUUUUCAUAUUUGCCAUCAUAAAGAUUAUUUGGGACUUCACUGCUGCACUGUCAUCUGAGAUUGGAACAAUUUUACUUUUCCUCAUGAAAGCAACCAAGAGCCACAGUCAUGACUGGUUCUUGUUUGGGGUAAAAUAAGUGGGACAGACUCAGAGGGCAAGUGUCUGAAUCCAAGCAACUGAACUAACAAAUGAGACAAUAAAACUUUACUAGGGAAGUGUGGAAAGCAGAUGGGUGUGUUUGUUUGCUGUUUGCCACAUAGUUCCUCUAAGUGUGCAGGCAGCCCUUGCAGCUGGAUGCCAAGUAAGGAGCUCCACUGCAAUCGCACAUCAAAGGUAUUGCAUGUUUGUGAUACUCACAGCUUUCUCCUUCAAGCAUUUCCAUGAGGUUCAAACAUCUUGUACAUGCCCAGCUAAUGUGGUAAAUCCUGUUUGGGCAUGGCUGCUUUCCUCUGAAAUGCGGAAUUUAGUGUUGCUAAUACGUGCAUAGUCCAGAGAGAGGGUUUGUCCCCUCACAGAAUCAUAAACACUGCAUGUCUAUUUAUUUAUUUAUUUUGUGUUUUAGCACCUUUUUACAAGUCUAUAAGUGCUUUGAGAUUAUAAAUUACGCAUGUGUAAUUGCUUUGUCAGCUACUGCUGCACCCGUUUCUGGGCUACAUUGCUAUUAAUGAAGCAACCCUUGCACUUGUGAAAAAGCUGGUUUUUAACAGUUCUUUGGCUUUGAAUGAUGUCAUCAGGAAAAUUUGGGUACUUGAGAUAGUGCUGCUUGAACUUUGGCUAACAGUCCACAGUAUCUUGGGCAUCUCUGAGCAGAUCAGCAACAGAGUAAUCCAUUGACUGUUUUUAAACUGUGCUGUAAAGAUUUUAUGAACUGCUAGGCUUUUCUCCUAAGCUGAUGAAGCAAAAUACCACAAGACCCUACCUUUGUGGCUGGAUGAGCUGAGAUUAUCCACAGCUAAAAUUUUGCUCUCAUUUUCCUUCUGGGCUUUAGAAUCAAUGUCUUUUGCUUGGAGGCUGUAUCUCCUCAUUUUAUCUGCCUUUUUCUCCUUGGAUGUUUUUUAAAGGCAAUGUAAACCUCCUUCAUUCCCAGACAACCUGCUGCCUGUCAAAUGGGAUGUUUUUGGUGCUAGAAACUAGCAAAGACCUCUUUGCCAAGUCUUACUGAUCCUUUGCUUUUCAUAGCAGGACAACCUGCAGCAUUGAAGCAGAGUCAAAGAUCAUAGUUUAUUACAUGGAUCAGUUGUCUUCUGUGAAAACUGCUUCUUUAUUUUCUGAAGUGGCCUACGAGUUCUUGUGGGAGGGAAACACACAAUGAACACCACGACAGUUUACUCGUGUUUUCAGUUUUGUAACCAGUAGUUAGAACUCAGUGUUUCACAUGACUGUACAAAUGAAUGCCAGGAGUCAAGUGCUUAGAAAGCUUAGAAAGCUGUAGCUUUUUUUUACUCAGAACAGGGUACGUAGCUUGGGAACUGGUAUGUCUGCAUUUUUUACAUCCUCAUAGUAGUGUUCAAGUGCCCCAGGAUGGGGAUGUAGACAAAUUGUGCAGAGUUUGAAGCAGCAGCUUUGAGAGACUGGCAUGAUGACUGCUUUCUAAUGCUCAAGGGGAUUCUGUAAGUCUUGUUUAGGGGUUUUUAUCGAAUCUGGAUUUUCUUCUUUCCACACCUGUUCAAUAAUGUUUUUAGAAAGUUAGAAUUUAUUUCAGAUGUAAGCCAUGUUGGCUUCCCCACUGCUUGCCAGUCUCUGAUAGUUCCUAGAGCAUAGCCUACAGGCGUUUCCACAAACUUGUUCAGAGCCACAUUCAUCAGCUUUGAAACCGCUCCAGCAGCCUAAAGUUUCCAGACCUUUUGCUCACCAGAGCUGCAGGGUGCAGCAUUGCAGCCAUGCUUUUUGCCAAAGAAGCCUCAGUGUGAAGCCAAGAAGAAAGUGCGAAGCCAAGAAUUUUGGAAAGCUAUGGGGAAAUAAUGGAUCAUUGGACAUACCAUAGCUUUAGUUUUCCUCUUACUGAUGCAAGUCCAGGUGCUUAGGUGUCCUUUGGACAUCCAUGCAGACUUAAAGUGCAGAGUAUUAGCUUCCAGAUAAAAUCAAUCUACUUGUAAUAUACAAACUGAGAAAAGAUUUACUAGGAACAUAUGGGUUCAGUGACUGCUUUUUGUUCACCACUGAUGCAUGAUGUUCAGUCUCAUAUAUGCGAUGUUCAAAAACUGGAUGCAAAACAGUCAAAAUAUAAACACAUUUUCUUAAUGGUAAGGGGAUUUUAAUUAGUCUUUUUCAAGGUUCUUAAUAUCUCAAGGGAACUUUUUGGUAUGAAUGUGUGGUUUUAUUUUAUUAAGCUGUAGCCCAGUGAAGUGGAAGUUUGCUAGUUUAUUUAACUUUUUUGCAAGUGUUGUGGUCUUUAGUAACUGUAACAGUUUGACUUUUAAGGAUUGGUAAGAUUCCAGAAUUGUAAGAUCUUAUAAAGUAGUCAACAGCUUUGCCUUUUUAGCAUGUUACUGGUUUUUAUGGACACUUCCUUUUGUAUAUUGAGCGAAUGUAUUGUUAUAGAUUUAAUGUUUAAUGGACCAAUAAAAUUUUUCUUACAUUUGAAAUGAAUUGUUGUGAUACAUUAAA
Poecile atricapillus (Black-capped chickadee) is the source of this 7978-nucleotide messenger RNA. It is a transcript of the gene SERINC5, whose product is annotated as serine incorporator 5. NCBI's taxonomy places the organism in Eukaryota, Metazoa, Chordata, Aves, Passeriformes, Paridae. The coding region runs from base 144 to 1532 and encodes 462 amino acids. The transcript is spliced from 12 exons. The record is from RefSeq and is a predicted model, not a curated record. Gene Ontology annotation, cellular component: membrane.